GUCGGACGAGAACUCCGGACGAGAGUCGGAAUCGGUGUCGCGAGGUGGUCUCUUCGAGAUCCUCUUCAGGGUCCUCCUCGAGGUGAACGGAAGGAAACUCCGGCUGAAGGACUUGGAAAGUGGCCGAUAGAAGAAAGGAACCACUUCCGGUCCCGGAAGUUCGGUGCUCGACAAGGGGGACUUCCGAAACUGAGUGCGUGACCUGGGCCAGGUGCACCCAGGGGUGGACCAGGUGGACCAGGGCAGGCAGCCCUGGGGUGCGCCGGAGAUGGAUCGUCCGAGGACUCUGCUCGUGCUCUCGCUCGCCCUGCUCUUCUGUCCUGCGCAAGGGAACGAGGGCGGAGGAUGCGGCUACCCGGGCGCCCCUGCCCACAGUAGCGUCAGGUUCACGGGAGGAGGCAUCGAGGACGUCAUCGACGAGCAGGAAGCCUUGCCGAAGGACACCACCCUGCCGGAAGGCACGGUGGCGACGUAUUCCUGUGAAAGAGGCUUCGAGCUUCUGGGACCAGCGCGCAGACAGUGCAACCAAGAUGGCGUCUGGGUGCCCGAAGGAGUUCCCUUCUGCGUCCUUAACGUGGCCGGGGGCAAGGCCCCGAUGCAGUCGAGCAGCACCGACGGCGGAAUUCCCCAGCGGGCGGUGGACGGAAGCAGCGGGCAGAUCUUCACCCCGCAGACUUGUACCCUGACGAGGCAGGAGUUGCGACCCUGGUGGUACGUCAACCUCCUGGAGCCCUACAUGGUCCAGCUGGUGCGACUGGACUUCGGCAAGCCGUGCUGCGGCGAGGACGUGCCGGGCACCAUCGUGGUGCGCGUAGGGAAUAACAGACCCGACCUGGGCACCAACCCCAUCUGCAACCGGUUCACCGGCCCCCUCGAAGAGGGCCAACCACUCUUCCUGCCCUGCAAUCCUCCCAUGCCAGGAGCCUUCGUCUCGGUGCACCUCGAAGCAGCCUCGCAGGUCCCCAUCCCGGUGCAGCUUUCCCUGUGCGAAGCCUUCGUCUACACGGACCAGGCUCUCCCAAUCGAGAGGUGUCCGCAGUUCAGGGACCAGCCUCCAGGCUCGACGGCGACCUACAACGGGAAGUGUUACAUAUUCUACAACAGACAGCCCUUGAACUUCCGGGACGCCCUCGGUUUCUGUCGUUCCCGAGGCGGCACCUUGGUGGACGAGAGCAACCCUGCUCUCCAGGGAUUCAUAUCCUGGGAGCUCUGGCGUCGUCACAGGAGCGACACCUCGAGCCAGUACUGGAUGGGCGCGGUGAGGGACCAGAAGGACCGCACCGUCUGGAGGUGGACCGGAAGCGGGGAGGAAGUGUCCGUGUCCUUCUGGAGCCUUCCUCAAGGUACCGAGGAGGACUGCGCCCGGUACGACGGAAGCAGAGGAUGGCUCUGGUCGGACACCCCUUGCACGGCCAGGUUGAACUACAUCUGCCAACAUCAGCCACGAGCUUGCGGCCGACCGGAGCAGCCUCCAAACUCGACGAUGUCGAUCAGGGUCCCCGGGGAAGGCAGCUCCGGGAACAGCUACGAGGUAGGAGCCACCGUCGAGUACAGCUGCGACCCUGGAAGUCUCCUCAUAGGUCCUGCCACUAGGACCUGCCUGGACACAGGAUUCUACAACGAGUUCCCUCCGGUCUGCAAGAACAUCGAGUGCGGCUACCCCGCGGGCAUCAGACACGGCGAGUACACCUUGAUUAACAACACGGUGAGCUACCUGAGCCAGGUGCAUUACUCCUGCGAGGAGGGGUACGAGAUGACUGGUCGCGCGCGAUUGACCUGCGACAUCGACGAGCGCUGGAACGGCCCUCCACCGCGCUGCGAGCCGAUCAGGUGCGACCCCCCUGCGACUAUUCUUCAUGGUUACAUGCAGAUCGACGAGAUCAACGUCGAGGAGGGUCCAGGAAGCGGCAAUCGAAGCCUUCUCGUUGGUAGCAUCGUGACCUACGCGUGCGAGAAGAGCUACAGGUUGAACGGCCCGAAGCAGAUCCUGUGCCUGGCCACAGGGUCGUACGACCACGCUGCACCCACCUGUACAGAAGAGCCUCGCUCGACGACAACGAUCCCGCCUCGGAUAACGAUCCGUCCCUCGUCAACGAGGAGGCCAUACCAGUCCACGAGGACCCGCUCGACGUCGACGACGACGACGACGACAUCGAGAACGACGUCGGCUCCCUCAAGCACUACGUCCACCCCACCCCGGAAGAUCCUGGGAGGUGCCGAACUCCCGGCCACUGUGAAGGAAACGGCGGUGAAGAGGCCCUCGGUCGGCCUCCAGAGGCCCAUCGCCACGACCCAGGACGACCGAGCGGACCACCCACAGGACAACGAGAUCUCCGGAAGCGGGGUGGACAAUGCAAAGGCGACGAUCGGAGCCGGGGUUCCGGAGCCCUCCGGACCGCUCAGGGUGGACAGGUCCGACCAACCGACGCACCAGGCCAAGUUGAACCUGGGCGCGGUGAUCGCCCUGGGCGUCUUCGGGGGAUUCGUCUUCCUGGCGGCGGUCAUCACCACGGUGGUCAUCCUGAUCAGAAGGAGCCGCGGUCGAAGCAGCAAGCACUACCGGCACCGGGCCUCGCCGGACUGCAACACCGUGGCCAGCUUCGACAGCAGCUCCUCCGAGAGUCGUGGAGGCCUCAACAGGUACUACAGGCAGGCCUGGGAGAACCUCCACGAGAGCGCCGGCCACAAGGCCAACCACGCGCCCCUGCGCCGCAAGGAGACCCUCGACGAGCCCGGCUACAGGGAGAACUACCGCCCCGGUACCACCGAACGCGACGGCUCGGAGCUCGUCGUAAGCGACGUCGCCGCGUAUCCGGCCAGCAAGCACGCCAGCGUGUCCGACAAGAAGCGUCAUCAUCAUCACCACCAUCACCACCACCACGGCAACGGCACCGCCUCCGAGUGGAGGCAGACCCAGACGCACCAGAGAUACUGACCGGUGCCUUGAAGAGACACGAGCAUCGACUCCAGGGUUCGCACCUCGACCCGGUAGCGGUCGUCGCGCCCUGGUCCUGG
This is a messenger RNA of Orussus abietinus, 3015 nucleotides long. RefSeq lists its product as uncharacterized. The transcript is spliced from 11 exons. NCBI's taxonomy places the organism in Eukaryota, Metazoa, Arthropoda, Insecta, Hymenoptera, Orussidae. The coding region runs from base 269 to 2935 and encodes 888 amino acids. The record is from RefSeq and is a predicted model, not a curated record.